Molecule: messenger RNA, 1245 nt
Organism: Aspergillus ochraceoroseus IBT 24754
Lineage: Eukaryota; Fungi; Ascomycota; Eurotiomycetes; Eurotiales; Aspergillaceae
Gene: cdc123
Product: cell proliferation protein CDC123
Exons: 2
Coding region: 1-1245 (414 amino acids)
Cellular component (GO): cytoplasm
Source: RefSeq, a predicted model, not a curated record
AUGCCUCUCAUCGAGUCAGACGUAGCUGGUCCGUCAGAACCACUGCGACGUCUCCCUUUCCCUCCCGUUCCUUACUCACAUAUCCUACAUUGUUCCUACGACUAUUGGCAGCCUCGGUACCGUACCCUUGCGCCCAAAUCCCGUGCAAUUCCUUUAACAGCGCCAUUCAUUUCCUAUCUCCGCGCCAACGGGAUCGUCCUUCCACCAGAAACUACCCCGCCAACCAACGAUGAUAAUCUAGAUGAGUUCUCAGACGAUUCUGAUAUUGAGGAACAGCCAGACCCUUCAAACGAGUGGGCUGAGAUUCACUCUCAGAUCAAAUCCACAAUAUCUGAAUUGGGUGGCAAAGUCACUCCAAAACUGAACUGGAGCGCUCCCAAGGAUGCCACUUGGAUGUCCGCCACGAAUGAUCUCCAGUGCCGAACACCAAACGAUAUCUACCUCCUCCUUAAAAGCAGCGACUUCAUUACGCACGACCUAGAACACCCCUUUGACGGAUGCGUGCCUGAUACCUCCUACUCUCCUACUCCGACAUCCAAUCCUCCCGAGGUCAAAUACCAUCUCGUACUCCGCAAAUACGUCAACUUUAACCCUUCCCUUGAGUUUCGAUGCUUCGUGCGCAAUCGAGUGCUGCUAUGUAUUUGCCAGCGGGACCUAAAUCACUUCGACUUCCUUUUCCCGAUGCGCGACUCCCUUCGGUCCCGCAUCCAAGCGUUCUUCGACGAGAAACUCAAGGACACAUUCCCCGACCCUAGCUUUGUCUUCGACGUCUAUAUCCCACCUCCGCAUCAGCGCGUCUGGCUUGUCGAUAUCAACCCGUGGGCGAUAAGAACUGAUCCGCUGUUGUUUAGUUGGCUAGAGAUCUUGGGAAUGAAGGAUCCGGUUGGGGUGCAGGAGGAAGACGAGAGCAGUGGCGCAGAAGAGCAAUUUGUUCGCCUAUCCCUCAGGGGAAACCAUGUCGACGCCACACACCCGGACCAAGCCGAAGAAUCAGAGUCGGAAGAAAACGAAAUAGAUGAUGGCAGUGACGACGACGAUGAUCAUUCACCAUUCCUCCCUGAAUUCCGCCUAGUCAAGCAUGAUGACCCCGAAGCAUACGCGUUCACGACCCCACAAUACUCAGCGCAUAAACUACCAAAGGAAGUGGUCGAGGCUUCGAUGACUGGGCGUGGCGGGAUGAGCGAAUUCCUCGGCCAGUGGCAGGAUAUCCUGGCUCGACAGGCACAAGAGUCGGACUCGGAGUGA